Molecule: messenger RNA, 978 nt
Organism: Penicillium bovifimosum
Lineage: Eukaryota; Fungi; Ascomycota; Eurotiomycetes; Eurotiales; Aspergillaceae
Product: Mrp/NBP35 family ATP-binding protein
Exons: 2
Coding region: 1-978 (325 amino acids)
Biological process (GO): iron-sulfur cluster assembly
Cellular component (GO): cytosol
Molecular function (GO): ATP-dependent FeS chaperone activity; 4 iron, 4 sulfur cluster binding; ATP binding
Source: RefSeq, a predicted model, not a curated record
AUGCCUUUGACCGGGGUGAAGAAUGUUGUGCUGGUCCUUUCCGGCAAAGGAGGUGUGGGCAAAUCCUCUGUAACGCUCCAACUCGCCCUCGCGCUCUCACUACAAGGCAAAUCCGUCGGCAUCCUCGACAUUGACCUGACAGGACCCUCAAUGCCACGACUGGUGGGGCUCGAAGAUGCCAAAAUCACACAAGCUCCAGGCGGUUGGAUGCCAGUACCAGUCCACGACGCUGAACCCGCAGCUGGAGCCGAAGAUUCGACCUCAACACAACCUCAGCGCGGCUCCCUUCGCUGCAUGUCCUUGGGCUUCCUACUCCGCGAUCGCGGCGAUGCUGUCAUCUGGCGCGGUCCCAAGAAAACGGCGAUGAUCCGUCAAUUCUUAUCAGAUGUCUUCUGGGGCACAACUGAUUACCUGCUCAUCGAUACGCCGCCCGGAACCAGUGAUGAGCACAUUGCGCUGGCUGAACAGCUGCUCACGCUGUCAACCACAGAUGCUGCUGCGGCUGCACAGUCAGGCUUGCCACGACUUGCUGGCGCAGUCCUCGUAACGACGCCACAAGCUGUGGCGACUUCCGAUGUGCGCAAAGAGGCGAAUUUUUGCGUUAAGACUAAUAUCCCUGUUCUCGGAGUCAUUGAGAAUAUGUCUGGUUAUGCUUGUCCGUGCUGUGGUGAAGUGAGCAAUCUCUUCUCCAGUGGUGGAGGGCAGGUUAUGGCGCAAGAAUUAAAACUUCCGUUUUUGGGCAGCGUGCCUGUUGAUGUGAAGUAUGGAGAAUUGGUCGAAGGAAAGAUGGAGGCGGGAGACAGUGACGAUGAGGAUGAGGACGGUCAGACUUCAAACAGUCAACCAGAUGACACUCCCGCCGAACCUGAUAGUCGGCCACUUGUUGAACGGUACCGAGACACCUGGUCCUAUCCUCGAUUCGAGAACUUCGCGCAGACACUUAUAACGGGCAUCGAAGGGCCGACAGUCGCGUCUUAG